CCUCUGCUCUGCUGCUGCUGCACCUCCGGGACUGGCAGACACCGGGAACACAGGGACUCACCUGUCCGGGGCAGACAGCCGAUCAUGUGUGCAAACUCGAUCGUUAUGGAUAACCGAUGAUUGGAGCUAAAAAUGCACCGUGUCCGACGUCUUUAUCAUCCUGGAGCCUGCAGGUGUACAAGGUAACCGGAGUGAGCUACAGGAGACACGGACACGCUUUAUCUCCUCAUCAUCAUACAUGUUUGAUGGUACAGCCAUGACUUUUACUACCGAUGUGACAUGGAGGAGUCCGCCCGGUUCCAGUCUGUUGUUUCAGUCAGAGGAUUUUUUCUGCUCCGUGGAGCUUUGACUGGUCCGGCCGGUUUACUGAAGGAAGAAGGGAGCAGUUUGAGCAAACGCCGGUUCUUAGCAUGUCCUCCUCGGUGGUCUUGUCCGGAGUGAGGGAGCGGAGUCUGGGAGAGCUGCCCAUGGAGAGCUGGAUGUCUCACCUGCCCUGUGCUCUGUGGGACAUCCCGCUGUACCACCUGGCCAUCCCAGGCAGCCACAAUGCCAUAACGUACUGUCUAGACAUGAAUGAUAGAUCUCCUGUAGACCUCACUCAGCCAGACAUGCUCCAAAAGCUGGAUAAAUACAUGAAACCUCUCAUUCGGCCCUUUGUUUACAAGUGGGCCAUAACACAGGAGUUUACUAUCAAGCAGCAGCUGGACUGUGGGAUCAGAUACUGUGACCUGAGGAUUGCUCACAGGCCCAACGACAGCUCCACUGAUCUCUACUUCUACCAUGGUGUUUACACCACGCUCACUGUUCAGACUGUUUUAAGAGAGAUCAGAGAGUGGCUGGAUGCUCAUCCCAGAGAGGUCGUCAUCCUGUCCUUCAGUCACUUCCUCGGCCUGAACCAAGAGCUCCACAUGCUGCUGCUCACAACCAUCCGCAACACGUUCACCUCCAAACUCUGUCCAAAAACGGAAGUGUUGACUCUCCGAAACCUGUGGGCCCUAGGCUACACUGUGAUUGUGUCCUAUGAACACGCCAUGGCCAGCUCUCACAGCGACCUGUGGCCACAUAUUCCCUACUGGUGGGCCAAUAAAUGCAAAGCAGAGGCUCUUAUAGAGGAGUUUGAACACAGGAAACAACACGGCAGACCAGGUGGAUUCUUUGUCACAGGCAUUAAUCUGACAGAGGACCUGAAGUACAUCUGCACUCACCCGACCGAGUCUCUCAAAGACUUGGUGUUGUCCACGUACCCAAUGCUGCUCGGCUGGGUCAAAGAGCAGACGCCAGGCUCCAGGGUCGGCUCUCUAAACAUCAUCGCUGGAGACUUUAUCACAGAGAGCCACUUUGUACCGACUGUUGUUGCACUGAAUGAGAAAUUACUGAAAUGGUCCUAAUGACUUUUCACCAUUUCUGCAUUAAUCUUCAGAAAAAUGUGAACCACAGCAUGAAACACACACAAACUCGUUUUAAAAAAAAAACAUUGUACUUGAAUUAUUAAUCUGGGUAUAAAUGCACCUACUGGGCGCUGUUACUUUAUUUUCAGUGUUAAAGCUACUUGAAAACAGAUUCUUUUGGUGCUUUGAUCUGCACUUGUUUGUUUACUAUUUAUGAAAUGCACUGUAUCAGUUUCCACAAGUCAGCGGAGUGCGCAGUUUAAUGUUACGUUGUCCAAAGCAAUAAAGAGCCAACUAAUCUCACAUUAUAGCAGGCAUAUAAUUUAGAUAAGUAAGCACAAUUAUUUAAUCAAUGAGCACAUGUGAUGUGAUGUAGGCCACACACUUUUAUAAUCCUGACAUGUAGGCAGCAAAUAGCUAAAGUGUAUCACCUAUAAUACCCAUAGUGAUCUAAAGAGAAUGUAGAAGACUUGAAACUUAUGCAAAAUGCAUGACGGCUUAUUUGCAUGAACCCAGCCUCGACUGUUUUAUUUAUAAUUCACCUUCCUGGAGAGGUUAGGCCUUGAUUUAACAUGAUGCUGCACC
Molecule: messenger RNA, 1973 nt
Organism: Cheilinus undulatus (humphead wrasse)
Lineage: Eukaryota; Metazoa; Chordata; Actinopteri; Labriformes; Labridae
Gene: plcxd1.1
Product: phosphatidylinositol-specific phospholipase C, X domain containing 1
Exons: 7
Coding region: 411-1388 (325 amino acids)
Biological process (GO): lipid metabolic process
Molecular function (GO): phosphoric diester hydrolase activity
Source: RefSeq, a predicted model, not a curated record